AUGGAUCAUCAUCGCUUGCCGCGGCAUAGCUCGAGUCAUGGCACUCUUCAUAGCAGUUAUUCUCAUGGGCGAUCUACUCACGGGCCAUCCCCCGUCCGUCCAUUGCACAAACCUCUCCGAAGCGUCAACGAGAAUUCCGUCUUGCUACCUUCGCCAGGUGCAUUAGAGAGCAUGCUAAAAACUACGACAGAGACAGGAGAUAUCGGAAUCUUCAGCAUUAAACCCGUGCCUCCAUUACCGCAACGAAGAGGUACGUUUUCUGAGAUCAGUCAACAACACCCAUCGCCCCGCCCUUCUGUUGAAGAGUUACAACGUCGGAAUAAUGGCAAAAUUCCCCUAUGUAGAGACACUGCCUCCGAAAUAAUCUCAAUGCACGACUCGGAGAGUCAUAAAUCUACUACAAGUACGUUGACCCCGACAUGUUCAGAGGACAUUGGGCUGCGUUCAUAUUCAAUGACCACCUGUGGAUCCCGCCACCUUUCUCAUCAUAAGUCGACAACGACUUUGCAGAGUCAAGCCAGUGGGGGUCCGCUUCAACGUCCUCGAUCGCCCUUCCCGUAUCCAACUCGCUUGAAGAGACCUGGAGUUCGCCCGGCUUCUCCGGCCCUUACAGAAAGCGGGCGAGUUGACUAUAGUCGUAUGGUGGAAAUUGAUCGAGCCUCAUAUAGAACUGCCCAUGGCCCUUACAAACCCUUUUAUCCCCCGACACCACGGAGACAUCCUCCUUUAGGUCUCCGAGCAGACGCCAACUUAUCUACCGUCUCGCUACCCUCACAAGGUCUGCCGCCUCUUAGCCGUCAUAGACCACCUAGACCUUCUUCAAUUCGGACCCAUUCCACGGCCUCAAUGGCAUCUUAUAAUGCCCCGUGUCGCGAAAGGUUCGACAGUUCCUCGUCCAGGACAUCGAGUCUCACCUCAAUUGUGAAUAUGUACCACAGGACGCCACACACGCCUAGAAUUGGACCGAGUGGACUUUCCACUACUGUACCACGUUACUACGACUAUACCGAAGGGUUCGAGAGUAGACAACCGCGCGCUAUAACUCCAGUUCAGCCUUUCGCUCCGGUCCCUACUCGCGUAUCAAAUUGUCACCGCCCACUAGUACUACAGGAUUCCGAUGAAAAUCUAGAGGUUGUAUUUGGAGAGCGGGAUUCAGAAUUUUUUGAGGCCGGUAGUGGCAGCCCUAGCAGGGUGGACGGGCUCGAAGCUUUGGAAGAUACGAAUGGGCGUCACGUUGAAAGCUAUCAAGCCACGGUGGAUCGAGUACCAUCCCGUUGCCGCACCGGUUCUAUCCGUUCCGAGAGUAGGUCCAUCGCAUUUGAUGGCUUAGAGAUGGAUAGGAGGUUAGAAAGGGGAAACGACAUUGACCUGUUACCGUCGCAAGCAGGUAGAGAUUCUAUGGAUACGUUCAACCCGAGUCUUGAUCUAGAGUCAAAAGAUGCCCCAACAUACAGAUACGCGGACUACCGCUUGACAGCUACGCCGAAGACGAAGGCAAAUUCUCCAGAGAGGCAGGUUCAGGUCCUAGGCGGUAUAGCUCCUACAAUUCGAAGCGAGCAAGGAGUUAUAUUAAGGGAUGACACGCAAGGCGAGACGCUAAACGAAGAUGAAGUGGGCGAAAGUGGUGUAGGGGACCUAGCUGAAGGACAAGCCAAUCGAAGUCUGCAAGACCAUUCCAUCAUAAAGCGUCCAUGUUCUGAACCAACUCGAGAGCUCUCGAAGUCCAUUAGGCACGAAACCGAAUACGAAGCUCAAAAUGGAUUUGGCACGAUAGCCCGUGCUUAUUCAGAUUGUAGUAGAAAUGCGACUCGGAGUAGUGACCUUGGAAUGACAGUUAUAAGUGGCUCCGGCACCCGCGAAUAUAACACUUGUGAUAGUGCCACAUUUGCCGCUAAUAGAGAAGACUGGGAAAAUAAGCACGGCGGCGUUAGAGACAGUAAUACUAUCUCAUCCUCAGCAACCCAAACAACAGUCGUACAGAGACAGCGGUUCCAACGUCAUAAGAGGAACCAGGCAGUCCCUAGAAUUAGCACCAGCAGCUUGCCCAGAGAUGACAACGAAGGCUUUCCUUAUAUCUCGCCGUCUUGUUCUACUACACCUAUCGUCUCACCGAAACCGAUUUCACCUGCCCGCCAACUAAAGCUGAAGAACAGCAUACCUCAACUAAUGAAAGCCCUGCCGCCUUUGCCUGGAGAUCCCGACUAUAUGCCGCCCCCAACACCAAGUAUACAGAGCACGUCAAGUAGCGAUACCGACUUUGUCGAGGUUCUCGCUCCGUUUAAAUUUUCUAGGUCUCCUACACUCCAUCAGUUCAAAGACGCCGCAGUCGUAGUACCGGAGUGUAACCUCAAAGAUAAUCGAGCCAUACGAUUGCAUAAAAGUGCUCCGAAGUUGAGACUCAGAAUUAAAACGUCUAAUAGCUCGGAAGCUACAACCACCUCCGGAACAGGGUUCUAUAAUGAGGAUAUGGAGCGAUAUUGGCCUUCCGGAACUCCUAAUACAUAUCUUGGGGGUCAAAACGCUGAUCGCGGUAUUCGAACGAGAAGCGGGAAUAAGUUGAGACUCAGAUCAUCCAGAAGCACUGUUGCUAGUACUGCUCCGUCCGCUAGAGUUCGGCGGAAUGUAGAUGGAGAGGCACUAGAUCAUACAAAUGGUAUUACACGACAAAAGCCGAGGGACAGGGACUUGUUCACAUUCUCAACCAACUUAAGUCCUACCCCUUCUUCAACAAACGGGAAGUCGCCGCAACCACGAUGCAUUGAGGACUCUUCUGCCAGGGGCACACCUGGCAUUGACCCACCAAACGGAGCAGCACCUCAAUUUGAACAACGGACAUCGCUGGCGAAUAGAGAAGCUCGGAAUAAACCCCUAUAUGACUCACGAUCUAUGGAAACCCGUGCAAGCUCUAAUGUCAGGCAGCCUCGGGGCUUAAGAAGACGCUUAUCAGACCUUCAUUGUUUGCUGGCACGACCCCCAGGGCCAGCUUCAACGAUAACAGACACGACUAUCGAGCAGGACGGGAAGGGAAAUAAGACGGAUCGAGGUGUUACGCCAUCAAAUAUUAAUAUCGGCAGUCGCCAAUCCGCUUCGAGAGAUGAGCAUUCACUUCGAGGAAACCACGGUCGGGCUGGAUUUAGUCGAAGGGUACGGUCCAAAAUCCUCAGAUGGGUCAAAAACGCUAAAACGGCAGUGCGAGCAUGUGCAAAAAAGAAUCGGGAUGUCUGA
Molecule: messenger RNA, 3225 nt
Organism: Daldinia loculata
Lineage: Eukaryota; Fungi; Ascomycota; Sordariomycetes; Xylariales; Hypoxylaceae
Exons: 2
Coding region: 1-3225 (1074 amino acids)
Source: RefSeq, a predicted model, not a curated record